AGCGCCUUCUACAGUCUCUAGUUUUCAAAGCACUCUUCACUGUUAUGGUUUGAAUGCGUUUUGUGAUUUCGCGGCUAUGACGGUUACUGUUUGCGAAGAGUGAAGGUUCCAUUUUCGUUUGUGUGUUCUCAAGGGUUCUUUAGAAAAGUUUGGAUAUGGAUGAGAAUGCUCCUCCUGGAUAUUUGUCACCUCUCGGGCUAUUGGCAGGAGUACGAGCAAUGCUGUUGCCUGGAAGUGGCAAGGAUCAGCCAACCCCAGAAUCUGAAUCUCCAAAUCGUCCAGUGCUGAAAGACAUGAAUUCAUCUGAUGGUCCCAAGCCGAGAAACCUGCUCAGUGUGGCCCAGGGCGCCGAGGGCACCGGACCGUCCAGCCCUGCAUCUCUGAACGGAGACUCACCCUCAGUGUCUUCUCCAGGCAGCCAGGGCGAGCGCAGAUCUGUGGCCUCUGACAUCAGCUUUGUCAGUGCUGUUAGUGCCAUCAGCAGAUCGGAUAGGCUUGAUUCGGACAAUGAUGCCUCAUCUGACUCUUGUUUUGAAACUUCGUAUGUUAGUGCUGCGGAAACAAGUGGGAAUGUCAGUUUUCUUGGUGACCAGUUCUCUAAGCUUGUUCUGAACAGUCCUGCUCCUCAGUCAAAUCUUCUUAAUGGUGGCUUUGAGAAACCACCCGCCAAGCUGUGCAAUCCUUGGGCAGGUGAAACAUUAUCUGCUGACGGAACAUUUACUUUGGAUGAGGACUCAACCUGUGAUUUGACAGAAGACACAUUGGGUAGUGUUUGCCCAGAAAAUGGAAAUUUGAUUCCCACCGCCCAGACUAGUUCCAGUUCCAUUCAGUCUUACUUUGAUGCCACGUUAGAAGAAGCACAAGGAAAUGAUAUUAUAAACAAGACUCAGAUUCUCAAUGAAGCACCCAGUAAUCUAGAGACCACAGAUGAAAUUGUUUCUAGAAGCUCUGAAGCUGUAUCCACUAAUUUAAACAGUGAUCUGGAUUCUACUAUUGAAGGGGAUUGUGAAACUAAUGCUGCUCUGACUCAAACUGCAGUUGAAGGUGGCCUUAAUUCUACAUUUACUGGCAUUCCAGACACCACCCGUAACAUCAAUGUGACUUUUGAUGGCGUCUCUGGAAGUGCCGAUCUGAAUCUAAGUGUGAAUCAAACUCUUAAUGAUGAUUCUAACAAUUUAGAUCAAAAUCUAUCUGAAACUGUUUGUACAGAAGAUUUUAACAAUUCAGACAGAAAUCUAAGUGCUAAUGAGACUGUCUGUACUGAAGAUUUUAACAAUUCAGAGUGGCGUCACCUUAUUAGUCAGACUCCGCUCCAGACUCCCCAAGAGGUCCCUUGCCAGGUUGCGGAUCUGCAAGGCGCGAAUUUGUCUAUUACUGAAACUCCAAUUGCCAAUCCAAGUGGGUCUACUGAUGGUCUGAGCAUUUCAGAGGGAUGUGGCCCUGAAAAAAAAACUCAGGCUCAAUCCGAGAAGUACCAGCCUGAAGAAAAGGCAACUAUCCGUACUCAUUGUGACACAGUAAGUGAAAAUCAGGGUCUUGGCACUUCAAAGGGAUGUGAGCUUGAGAAAGAAACCCAGGCUCUAUCUGAAGAGUACCAGCCCGAGGAGGAAACUACUCCUACUCAUUGUGACAUUGUAAGUGAAUGUCAAGACUUGUCUCAAGAAAGUAAUCAUGCUCAAGCGGACUUAGUUGCUGAGGAGCAGCUUGUAUCAUCUACUGAUGUUGAGAAUUCAAAGAAUGAUUCAACUAGUUUUGAUGAGGCUCCUUUACCAGUGACAAAAGUUGAAACUUUUGAGGAGAUAUUGGCUGAUGGGCUUGCGGCUGAAGAACAAGUACCAGCCUCUCAUGUGGCAGAUGUCGAAGCUACUCCUGAUCCCAACUGUUUUGAUGAAGCUCCACUCCCAGUAAGAAAGCAACGAACAUUUGAAGAAAUAUUAGCAGAAGAGCUUGCUGCUAGUGGAGAAAUAGUUAAGGAUGAUUUAGUGCAAUCUAAUACUGAGGAAGUAAGUGUGCAUCCUGUUGCUGAAGAUACAGAGGAAGUCAUCUCAGAGGAAAGUACUAGUGAAGGUCAACCUACACUAUUAAACAAGGUCCCUGUUGAGCCUGCUGACGAAGCAGGGCAUAAGCUGUCAUCUGAACUGGAAGAGAAAGACAUACCAGCUGAGGAAGAGGAACGAGCAGAACUGUAUCCCUCAUCUCAGGCUGAUGAAAUUCCAAUUCCCAUCAGAAAACCGAGAACCUUUGAAGAGAUUCUUGCUGCUGAACUUGCUGGACAAAGUGACCCAGAGAAUGCGGUACCAGCUUCGGUUGCUGAUGAAUUACCCAUUCCCAUAAAAGCUCCACGUACUUUUGAGGAGAUACUUGAAGAACAGCUAGCUUCUCAAAGUGAUCCUGAGCACGCUGUUCCAUCCUUUGCUGCCUCUCCAAGAAAAUUGGAUGAGUCUUUUGCCAACAUUAUAUCUGCUGACACAUCCCCUCUUGAGUCAGAAUGUGAACCAGAUCUAAUUUUAGAUUCUGUUCCUGCAGAAUUGGAAUCGGAGGCUGACAGUGGUCUAGAUUCUCUUAUUAAGAGGUGCAAACUGCAAGAGAAAGUUCUUGAAGAAGGUGACUUUAAGGGUGUUGCUGAAGAGGCCAGUCAAAUUUCGUCAAGUUAUUUGAAUGAGUCUGAACGAACAUGCAGUACUGCAUCAGAAGAUCCUGAGUGUGACUCACCCGACCCUGGAAACCGAACUGUAAUUGAUCUGCAGGCUGAUACAUCUGCCACUAAGUUUGAAGUACAUUCUCCACAAGUUUCUAAGGCCCAGGUUUCUGGACCACAGCCACCAAGUGACUUUGAGGAGAGUGAAAACAUAGACGAAGAGGAGUUUACGAGUGGAGACGCUUUUAAAGAUCCAGGGGCAUUUGAUUUUCUUUCUCUCCACGGUUGCACUCGCAGUGCUCGAGAUCUCCGCAAAGAAAGCCUUUAUGUGAAAUUUGAUCCUUUGGUUGGCGCUUUCUCAUCCGACACUCGUGAUAGUUCCUUCAUCAUGCACCCAGAAAACAGCACUGAAACACAACCUGGUGCUGUAGGUGGAGAGGAUCCAUCUCAGCAAGCCUUCAACACGUCAGUGAAACUUGUGUCAUUAAGUCCAUCAGCUGUUAAAAAGGAGGCUGAGGAGACUGCUCAAGAUGCGGGCCUUAUCACACCAUUGAAGGCAACCUCUCAUAAAAGUACACCUGUCAAAACUCCUGCUCAUAUAAUGCUGAAUGAGACGCUAGAGAGUAUCGGGUCUCGUGGAACUCUUGUAAAACAAGAAGAUCUAAUCAAGAAGCUGCAGGAGCAUCAGUCCGUUCUUGAGGAACAAGACAAAGCAUACCAGGAGAGAAUAUCAGAACUGGAACAAAGACUUCAAGAAAUGGAUAUUCGCAGAGCGGAUGAUAUCAAAGCAAAAGAUAAAGAGCUUCAAGAGAAAGUUCAAAGCCUUGGCGAGUUGAGUGUAAUCAUGAAGGAGUAUGAGAAAACAAUUUCAAGACUGGUUGCGGAAAAGAGUCAGGAAAAGGCUGCUCUAGAGGAAAAGCAAAUUGAUUUAGUUAAAGACAGAGAUCAAGCCCAACAGCAUUUAAACAACAUGGAAAUAGCAUUUUCUGAUAUUCACACGAAAUAUGAACGAUUGAAGUCAGUAGUCACUGCCAUGAAGAAAAAUGAAGAAACCUUAAAUGCAGCUUUGGCUGAAAAGCAGGAAAAUUUUGAUAAAAUGCAAAAUAUGUAUGAUAUGCUUAAGUCACAUGCAGUAUCCAAAUUAGAGAAAGCAAACCAGGAUCUUGAAGCAAUUAAACAAAAACAUCAUCAGGAAAAUGCAAAACUCAAAGCCAUGGUGAAAAAAUUGGAACUCAAAACUAAGUCUGUUGAAGAAGCUUUGGAGCAGAAAGUUAAAGAAAAUCAGGCUCUUACUGCUAUAUGUGAUGAACUAAUAAAUAAAGUAGGUGAAUAACCACACUAUUCAUGUAAGUUUUUUAACAUACAGGCACCAAGACCACUUUAUAACCUAGUAAGGUUGCUACCAAAAUUUGCUCUGUGCUACUUGUUUUCAUACCUUUGAUAUUUAUUGUUAGUCUUAUGUUUUUAUGACUCAGUAUGUAGCAGCUUUGUCAUGAACCAUCUCAUUUUUUACAUAGUUUAAUUUAUUUUUUUACUUGGCUUUGUACUACCACAAAUAAUUAUUUUAUCAUUCCUACCCUUGUAUUUUUAAUUUCCCUCUAAUUCUCAGCGAAUUGUCACCUUUCUUAUGUAGUUGUGCAGGGUGAAGGUUGUUAACUAUUGAGAUAUUAGACUACAAGUUGAAUAGAGGGAGUACCUACAUAAGCAGUUGUACACCCCCAAGGGGCUGUAUCCUGGUUUUCUUCCUGUGUCUUCUAUACAAUAAUUUUUGCUCAGUCUAUAGAUACAUACAAUACUCCCCUAUACCAAAUGUAUGUCUCUCAAUUAAUUAUUUUAAUUUUUUGUUUGAGCAAGCUAAUUUAUGGAAAUGGUUCUAUUUUUGUUUUGUUUUAAUCUGUUUAACUAGAUUUUCUGAUAAAUCACUUGUUCAUUCGCUCUUGCAAGCAUUUCUUUGUCGAUUAAUGUCAAAAUAGUUGCUUUAAACGCACUGGAAAAUUAGACUUCCCCGUCCAUUUAGUAAUACCUAAUGCAAGAUAUUACUCUUUUUAGCUUUGCCCAUCUACAUGCACUCUCACAUGAAAGUGCCAUAUGUGUUCUUGUGAUUGGCGUAGUAUUUACUUGUUGCAAAGCUGUUUUAAAAAAUGUUAUUAUUUGUAGGUAAUUGAUUGUAAUUAUGUAUAGAUCACUCAUAUAUAUUUCUGUGUAUAUAUAUAUGUAUUGCCAAAAUAAAAUUCUAUAUUUUGUACAUGGAAUGGUUUAGGUUGAGCAAGUCUUGUAUUUCUGGUCGCUGCACCGGUCUGAAUUUACUUUAAAGUAACCAGCUAACUGAUAAACAUGUACUUAUAAACUUUGUGGAAUAAAAUAAAUCAUUCUACAUGAAAUGA
Messenger RNA from Frankliniella occidentalis (western flower thrips), 5022 nucleotides. RefSeq names its product transforming acidic coiled-coil-containing protein 3 (gene tacc). Gene Ontology annotation, biological process: mitotic spindle organization; cell population proliferation. Lineage: Eukaryota; Metazoa; Arthropoda; Insecta; Thysanoptera; Thripidae. The transcript is spliced from 13 exons. Gene Ontology annotation, cellular component: cytoplasm. Bases 156 to 3971 code for a protein of 1271 amino acids. The record is from RefSeq and is a predicted model, not a curated record.